CUCCUACUUUCGCUUCUAAUGUGAGCACAGCACCACCCGCUAUACAAACACCAUUCUAGCCUAUCCCUAGCGAUACACUCAACGCCCUCGAAUAAAAGUCCAAGCAAAUAUGCCUCCCAAAGCGUCUAAAGGCGAAUACAUCGAGACAGAUACAGGCAACAAAAUCUCCCGCCGCAGCCUCAUCCACGGCACACAACACAUCAUCCUCGGCGGAAAAACCGUCAUCCAAUCCGACGCCGUCAUCCGCGGCGACCUCUACCGCAUCUCCUCCUCCCAACAACAACAACAACAACAACACAAACCCACCGCUUCCACCUCCACCUCCACCAGCACAACCUCGACCACCAGCGCAUCCCCCAACCCCUCCGUCGCGAUAACCAUCGGCCGGUACAGCUACAUCUCCCGGCAAGCGAUCCUGCGGCCCCCCUCGCGGCUGCACAGGGGGGUGUACAGUUUCUAUCCUCUCAAGAUCGGCGACCAUGUGUUUGUCGGGGAGCGCGCGGUCGUGGAGGCGGCCAGCGUGGGGAAUCACGUGCAGAUCGGGCGCGAUGCGGUCGUGGGAAGCAUGGCAAUUAUCAAGGAUUUUGCGUGUGUGCUGGACGGGGCGGUUGUGGCGCCGGGGAUGGUGGUGCCGAGUUGGUGCGUGGUGGGCGGGGCGCCGGCGCGGAUUGUUGGGGAGGUUGGGGAGGGGUAUGGGGUUGAGGGCGCGGAGGGGGGAAUGGCGAGGGAGAGGUAUCGGGUCGUCGGGCGAUGA
Molecule: messenger RNA, 754 nt
Organism: Aspergillus saccharolyticus JOP 1030-1
Lineage: Eukaryota; Fungi; Ascomycota; Eurotiomycetes; Eurotiales; Aspergillaceae
Product: dynactin subunit 5
Exons: 2
Coding region: 110-754 (214 amino acids)
Source: RefSeq, a predicted model, not a curated record